AUGAGACUGUUGUCUCCUCCUGACAGCCAGGAGCCUGAUCAAGAACCGUCAGACGAAGGAGAAGAAGCUAAACAAGACGACGGGCGGCGCAAACACAUGGGGAAGAUAUGGCGCGCGUGUGAGGCGUGGGAGCUGCUGGCGCUCGUCGGUCACUUGGACACCAAAGUGUUCCAAAUGCUGCUGAGGCACAAGUGCGCCCUACGAGUCGGAAGGGGGCUCUUCAGAAACGAAACACUGGAGGACAUCGAGAGAGACGAAGAAGACGACGAAGAAGAGAAGGAGGGUGACAGCAUGGGGGAAUUUACUGAGGAGACAUUCAAGUUCAAGUGCAAACGUGAUCGGGACGGGUUCAUUCUACCACAUCUGGAUUUUGCCUUCCUUGUUGGAGAUCUGGAGAGCUCGGGGCCUUCAUUUGUCGAAAAGUGGGAAUGGGUGUUUCUCGGGAGAUCGAUUGGGUAUGAGCCUAGUGCGGCCUACUUGCAGACCAAAGCUCGCAUCCUUAAAAUGCCGUUCCCGAUCAGGCCUCCGAUCCCGAGAUCGAUCGAGAUUCCAGUCUCGAUCCAGAUGCAACUCCGUAGCAAAGACUAUCAGACAGCUAUGUUCCUAACAGAGCUCCGCGAACUCGUUGACGGCAUGAUACUGCGCUCGCACCAGCUUGAAGCUGACAAUACGGAGGUGGAAUCGCGUCUCGACUGUGCCAGCACGUUCUCCUACCGGAUUAUAGAGCUGAGACUGUACCUGACAGAUUUCAGGCUCACCAGCGAGUGUGGAGAAAGUUUGCUAGCUGUUCCAGGAGCUGGAGUCCCAUUCGCCGUCUUAGAAAUGGGUCUGGGGACAGGCGACAGCGACGAAAUGACACACCGUGAAGCUUUCGCCAAGUUCUUGAACGGGGCGUUGAUAAGACCGCAGGAGCAAGUUUCCUCGAUUUCGACGCUGGAGAUUUCGAUUAAUGGUCAUGGCAGGCGGAGGCGUUUUACUCAGUUCUUGCCGUCUCACAAACUCCGAUAA
Messenger RNA from Phytophthora sojae, 1008 nucleotides. RefSeq lists its product as hypothetical. Bases 1 to 1008 code for a protein of 335 amino acids. The record is from RefSeq and is a predicted model, not a curated record. NCBI's taxonomy places the organism in Eukaryota, Oomycota, Peronosporomycetes, Peronosporales, Peronosporaceae. The transcript has a single exon.